This is a messenger RNA of Artibeus jamaicensis (Jamaican fruit-eating bat), 8242 nucleotides long. It is a transcript of the gene NUDT9, whose product is annotated as nudix hydrolase 9. The record is from RefSeq and is a predicted model, not a curated record. Bases 261 to 1313 code for a protein of 350 amino acids. NCBI's taxonomy places the organism in Eukaryota, Metazoa, Chordata, Mammalia, Chiroptera, Phyllostomidae. Gene Ontology annotation, molecular function: ADP-ribose diphosphatase activity. Gene Ontology annotation, cellular component: mitochondrion. The transcript is spliced from 8 exons.
AGGCUGGGGCUAGGCACUUCGAGGGCCGUGGCUGCUCCGGCUGUAUUCACCGCACUGGGGAAGUCUCCGGACUGUUAUUUUGGGAGCGGUCCCGGUCCGUGUGUUUAUGAGAUUAGACCUGGCUACGCCCUCUUGGGAAUGGGAGGGCGGCCGGGUCCUAAUGCUCGCUAGAUCCCCGGGGCUCUGGGCUGUGGGGCGGGCGGAGGCGGCGGCUCAAGCCAAGAGCGACUUUGCUUCCUGAAGCCGUCCGCGGGGCGCUGAUGGCCGGACGCAUCCUGGGAAAGACUUUAGCCACCGUGUCUCUCUCUGUGGCCUUGGCCUAUGUGACUGUCAAAUCCUCGGGCUUUCGCAGCAUUCCGGAGUGCAGAAAUUCACUUUCAUCCUGUGGAUUUCAUCUUAACUCCACAAUCAUGUCUGCUUCUAAUGGUGCCAAAGAGAAUUCCCACAACAAGGCUAGGACAUCUCCUUACCCAGGUUCAAAAGUUCAACGCAGCCAGGUUCCUAAUGAGAAAGUAGGCUGGCUUGUUGAGUGGCAAGACUAUAAUCCUGUGGAAUACACUGCACUCUCUGUCUUGGCCGGACCUAGGUGGGCAGAUCCUCAGAUCAGUGAAAGUACCUUUUCUCCCAAGUUUAAUGAAAAAGAUGGGCAUGUUGAGAGAAAGAGCCAGAAUGGCCUGUAUGAGAUUGAAAAUGGAAGACCUAGAAAUCCUGCAGGACGGACAGGAUUAGUUGGCCGAGGGCUUUUGGGGCGAUGGGGCCCAAAUCAUGCUGCAGAUCCCAUCAUAACUAGGUGGAAAAGGGAUAAAACUGGAAAUAAAAUCACCCACCCCAUUUCUGGGAAAAACAUCUUACAGUUUGUUGCCAUCAAAAGGAAAGACUGUGGAGAAUGGGCAAUCCCAGGGGGGAUGGUGGAUCCAGGGGAGAAGAUCAGUGCUACACUGAAAAGAGAAUUUGGUGAGGAAGCUCUCAACUCCUUACAGAAAUCCAGUGCCGAAAAGAGAAAAUUAGAGGAACAGUUACACAAACUCUUCAGCCAGGAACAUCUAGUGAUAUAUAAGGGAUAUGUUGACGAUCCUCGAAACACUGAUAAUGCAUGGAUGGAGACAGAAGCCGUGAACUACCAUGAUGAAACAGGUGAGAUCAUGGAUAACCUCACCCUCGAAGCUGGAGAUGACGCUGGAAAAGUGAAGUGGGUGGACAUCAGUGAUAAACUCAAGCUCUAUGCGAGUCACUCCCAGUUCAUCAAACUAGUUGCAGAGAAGCGAGAUGCACACUGGAGUGAGGGCUGUGAAACUGACUGCCAUGGGUUAUAGCUCACAGCCUCCAUGUAAGCUGAAGUUCAACCAAGGAGCACACACUGAGAAGAAGGCACUAUCAACAGAACUGAUACUAGCAAGAGGGCAGGGUUGAUGACUUGGAAAUAAUUUUAUUCACCUUUCAAAUGAUUUUCAUUUAGGAGGUUUUACAUCAGAAUAAAAUUAGGUAGAUAUGGUGAAAUCCAACACAGUAUUUUUGGCUUUUUAGUCAAAAGAAAUAUGAACAUAUUUUAUACGUAUUCUAUUUUAAGUAUGCCUCUAAACCAAAUUUAAACAACUUUAAUGCUGUUUGGUUUUUUUUGGUGGGGGAAUUUAAGUUUGAUUUAUUAAAAGUCAUUGAAAUAUGUAUAGUCAGGAGAUGCUGUGUUACAUGUAGGUGGUGUCAAUUCUGGUAGUUCUGUGUUCUUUGUUCAGUGCUAGUUCUUAGCAUGAAACUUGUGAUGCCAUGAUAGCAAAGGGACAUGUUAAGUACACUGACUUAUUUUUCAAAACCAAAUUAACCUAUUAGCUUCUAUUGAAAGUUUGAAAUUUUUUUCAGAGACUGUAACUCAUUUUUUUGAGCCAUUGCUCAAAUAUAAAAAAGGAACACAGCCUUAAAGACAAAAUAAUAAUAAUAAUAAUAACUACAAUGGAAAAACAAUCUUAUGCCAUUGGCACUCCAGGCCUUCCCUCACACAUGAACAAGGGGCUGUGAAGAUAGACAUUAGGUGGCCCAGGUCCCAGGGGUUCCCUGGCACUGAAUAAUGUGUACUUUCUGUCUAUAUGCAUGUGCUCUCUCUACCUUAAAUGCAGUUACCCUGUACUGCCUCAGGUAGGGUGGGACUUGAUGUUCCUUUGAAAAUAAAUUUCUCAUCAGCCAUGACUUCUCCUGUCCAUCUAGUUCUUGUCUGUCAGUUCUUUUUUGUUGUUGUUCCCCUUGCUUUUCUGUGGGCUGAAGGAUGUUUCUGCCAUAUCAAGCUCCAUGAGGAGGAGCACCACCAUUUUGUAAUCUGAGUUAUCGUUUAAUUAUGUGCUUCACAUGUUGCUUUAUAUGACCUUGUUGAAACUGAUUUCAAAAAUGGGAACUUUAUGUAUUCUUGUCUUUAGAGACUUCAGUUAUAAAGAAAUUUCAGCCCUCUUAGUCAAUGAAGAUCAAUGAAUAAGGGCUUAUGUUUUCAUUUUCAAAAGUUUUGAAGUAAUAAUACAUCCAGAAAAUGAGUAAUUUAUGUUUAUAUAUUUAUUUUACUCUAUUGAUUGUAACUAUAUAUUAUAAAUGAAUUAAAAUAGAUGUUUAAAAAGGAAUUAGAAUCAGAGACAAAGGGAAGUCUUAUGCGGGUUAGUGCUUUUGUUAGAGCAUAUUAAGAAUUGAAAUGGGCUUUUGAGGGACUCUCUGUUAAUAUUAUAAUUCCCAGAGAAAAGGAAUACUCUUGGUAGCAAGGAGAAGCAAGGAAAAUACAACUGCCUUGUCUCAGUGGACAUGUGUCUCAUAUCCAGGCUAAGAUACCCAUUGGGAAAGCACUCUGAUAUCAACUCCUGCUAACCCUAAGUGGGGUCUGUCUUAAUUUCAUCUUCAUUCCAGUUGGACUACAGAUGGGGCAUUUGAAGCAAAAGAGAUUUAGAAAAUAUAGACAUGGUUGUUGUUUUUUUCUUUGGACAUUUGAAAACAGCAUUAGCUUACUGUGUAGCUACAAGACAGAACUAGGGUUAAGGUAAAUCAAAAGGUUUUUCUUUUUUUUCUGAUCUAGUGUCAAAACUACUUCUUUGGUGGUAAAACUGAACUGAACUGACAGGGAGCCUUUUUUGCCCUUAGUGUGACUGUCAGUUUUGCUGAGAAAUGGUAGGAUAUUUCCCUUGAACCCCUCUGGAAGAAUUACAAGGUUUAUAUGUGGUAUUAAUUUUCUAAAAUCCAUAAAUUCCUGGUCUUGGGUAUGUAAUAAGGGACUUGUGCCUGGAAAGGAUGGCAUGUGCAUUACGUGGCGGGUGGGAUGACCUUCUCCCUGCAUGAAAGACUGAUUCUACUUUUACUGUUUUGCAGGAAGAGAUUCUUUCUUUCUGGCACUGAAUAGAAUAUUUUAAAAUUGAAUCGCUUUACAAAAGCUCUUGAGAAAGUUUGAGCAAUGUCCUUAGGAAUGACAUUUACUUUUUAUAAUAGUUUUUAUACAUUUAAACUGAUAUUAGUAAAGAUAUUAGGUUAUAUUUAAAUUUUAUUUAAAGAAUUACUAAAGCACAGGGUCUGUGAAUAACAAAUUCUUCAUGGCACUUUGGAGUUUUCACUGGAACAUUUAAAUAGUGUGCAAAAUGAUAAAGCUGCUGCUACAAAUUUACAGAUAGAUAAUCUGAUGACCAUAAGUAUCCAGCACCAUCUAGAAUAGAGAAAAAACAUUAAAAUUUAAGUUUAAGACAUUUCACUAGGCGAUAUUGCUUAUGUAUUUGCUUUUUUCUUAUGUAUUAGAUAUAAAGACUUUUUGUUUUUUAAAGAUAUUUAGUAAAAUAAAUAGUAAUAAUAGAUACCAGUUGUUGAGUCUGCAUUAUAUCACGUAGUCCUCACAACCCUGCAAAGUCAGGUAGUGGUACUCCCACCUCAAGGGUGAAAAUGGCAUUUAGAAACAGUGCCCCAUUGUAUACUCAGGUAGGGACAGAGCUAGGGUUUGAGUCCUUGUCUAGUUCUAAAACUUACUCUCUGUCUGCUAUAUUCCCUACUAAGGUUAUGAAGCUGUCAGGAUUUGUUACUUUAAGUAUGCAGUUUGGAAGAUAUGUUACUUAAUAAUAAUGUUACCCAUAGUAAUACAUUUGUGGUUUGUGUCUUGAAAUUAAAGGCCAUAUUUGAUUUGGGUAGUAUUGUUGAAACGGUUUGCAUAAUUUGGCCCAAAGACAAUUGAAUUGAUAAUAUCUUAACCUAAGGAUAAAUAAUCAGUGUUUGUAUUGCUACUAGGUACUCUUGAGAUUUGAAAGAGUUUCAAACUCAGAUAGAAGCAUAUGCUAAACUUGCAUAAGAGCAUAACUAUCUAAAAAUCUAAAUAUCCAGUAGCUAAAAAGGGCACUUAAAAAUUCUAACCACUUUUAGAGGCUAAUGUUAUUCUGUCUUACAGUAUAAGGACUUAAUGUGAUUGGUAUUUUAUAAAAUAUUUGUGAAGUUUUAAUAAGACUGGUUCUAAAAUAUAUACUUUGAAGAAAGCAUUUGUAUUAAUUUGGUUUUGUUCACACCUGUGUCCAUCAUAUUAAUUUAUCAACAUGUACACAAUCUGAAACUGUUAAACAAGAUAAAAAUAUUUAAAAUGUAUACUAGUACUUGAAAUCAGAUUUUACUAACCUUAUAUAACUUCUGAUACAGUGCUGAAAAAUUAUUUCUGUUGAAAUAAAUGAUACAGAUUAUUAGUUGUUACAUGAAGGUAUUUUUUCAUAAUUUCUUCUCUUCCUCCACCCAUGCCUCCAAUAUUAGGGUUAUUUUAUCACUGAUGGGUUGGUAGUGGUGUAAUAAUGUAUAUUAGGAGGUAGAGAUAGUGUGGUUCUGUUAUACCUAAAUGCUGAUAAAUUGAAUCCUCAACUGUCUUUUCUGCAAUAUAGAGCUUGAAUUCCUCCCACUUGACCCUUGAUGGUCUGAUGAGAACAUUUGAAGUGGUAGGAAGCACUAAAUAAUCACUUGAGGGCAAUGAAACUUGUAAGAAGGAAAACAUGGGUGAAAUCCAGUUCCUUUUUCAAUAUUGGAAUUAAGAGGAUUUGAUUUGUUGGCUUCUAAGUAGAUUAGAAUACAUACAUGUUAUAUAUCAUUUUAAUUGACAUUAAUUUAGAUAUUUUUUUAAAGGAAUACACCUUUCAUACAUUUUAAAUGAAAGCAAACUUGGGUGGAAAUCAAAAUGGAAGUCUCAAGGUAAUUUGUAGCUUUCCAUCAAGUUAGCUGAUGUUUUGUGCUGAGGAGAUAGAUAUGUUGCCUUGAGAUCAGGCCAUUUCUAGCUUUGGUAGUUCAUGGCAGGCUUUGCUUACUGCUCUGUGAAUUAGCCAUAAGACAACAUAAGUUUGAGGUGAUAUUUACUGUUUGAAAUUCUUAACCUAAUAUUGUAUAUAUUUCUGUAAGCUGAAAUUUUGUUAAAUACCAUGGGCCUUUAUGAAAAUGCCUCUUCAGACCUGCAGAAAUUCUGAUCCAAAGAUCUUGGAGGAAAUCAAGCUUAUUAUUCAUGAGCUCUAAAUUGGGUAGAUUAGUUGGGUUCAAUUCUGCCAUAUAUUUUUAUGGUUCCCAAGAAUUAUUCUUACCGUUUCUGAGAUUAAAUGUCACUUUUAUCAAUAUAAUCAUAGAAUGAAAUCUUACCCCAAGGAAGCCCUAAAAAUAAAAAAAUUAAUAACAUUAUCUCGAGUUUAUUAAUACAUUUAUAGUUUAUAAUAGCUUAAAAAUUAAUAUGGACUUACCAGGAGUUGGUUCAAAAUAGAAGUGACUAACUGUAGGAGAGGAAAAGUCAACAAUCAGUGCUAUCAAUGGAUUUAUUUUUUAACUUUUAACUUAGUUAUGUAAGUUAAAAUAUUUUCUAUAUAAAAAAUCUUUGUUUUUUUUAUUAUUCUUUUAAGAGCAAUUAAGUUUAAGAUAUUUACAUUGAUGGUUUUUUUUUAAAGAUUUUAUUUAUUUAUCUAUAGAGGGGAAGGGAAGGAGAGAGGGAGAGAAACAUCAAUGUAUGGUUGCCUUUCGUGCGUCCCCUACUGGGAACUGGCCUGCAGGGAACUGGUCUGCAACCCAGGCAUGUGCCCUGACUGGGAAUCGAACCACAAUUGUCUGGUUCGCAGGCCCGCGCUCAAUCCACUGAGCUACACCAGCCAGGGCUAAAAUCUUUGUUUUUAAAGACAUUAAUUACAUUUUACUGCUUAGUUUUUUAUUUGCAUAAGAUUUUUAUUUUUAUUUAUUUAUUUUAAAGAUUUUAUUUAUUUAUUUUUAGACAGAAGGGAAGGGAGGGAGAAAGAGAGGGAGAGAAACAUCAAUCAGUUGCUUCUCACAGACCCCCAACCAGGAACCUGGCCUGCAACCCAGGUGUGUACCCUAACAGGGAAUCAAACCAGUUACCCUUUGGUUCACAGGCCUGGUGCUCAGUCCACUGAGCCACACCAGCGAGGGUGCAUGAUGUAAGAUUUUUAAAUGAAUAUGCAAUAUAUAGAUUUAAAUUAUCUUAAUUCUGUCAACUAUAAUUUAAACAUGGGGAAAUUGGUAAAAAAGCUACCUGUAAUACCAAGACACUUUAACAUCUCAGUUAACAGAAGGCUAUUUAAGUGACUUCCACAUUUCCCUUAAUACUGUUGGUGUUAAUAAAUGGUAAUAAAGAAAAAAACAGCAGGCAAAAGUAAGUAUUUUUCAGCCAGUUUCACUGGAAAAGCAUUGCUUUGUACCUUCCAUAUGGUCCUUCUUUAAAAGACUGGCAGUUUACUCAAGAAAUUGAUCUUUCUACCAAGAAAGCAGAUCUCUUUAGUUAUAGAGCUCUCAGGUUAAACACUGGCCUGAAGUUUUCUUGAUCUGAGAUGACAUUUGUUCUCUUAGGAUGCCUUUUCCAGCUCCCUGACUUAACUAGGAUCACUGGGAGAAAAAAAAUCUUGCAAUCAUGAAGUUACAGCAGUUCUAUAAAUUAUUCUGUCAGGAUUCUUUCCAGGAUGGGCUGUGGCCAGCAGUGCUUUUAAAAAGUUCAGAAAAAAAAUAUGUAGAUAUUGUUUGGAUCUGGGUAAUUUGAAUGAGUCAUGUGUCUGAGGAGUCAGGAUUUUCACUGGAAGGGAACCUGGUGCUAAAUACAUGUAUUUACCGAAGGUCACACAGAUAAUUAUAACGAUGAGAUUAGAAUUUGGACUUUGCAACCACAGGCUAGUGCUCUUUAGCCUCAUUUUGAUGUAAGGAUGAGCUUGCUAAUCUUGCAGUUACCAGUCAUCAUUGAGGGAAGUAGUUGCCUAAAACAUUUUUAGUUGGAAAUAUGGAGUUUUCAUUUUCCUUUUGGAUUUGGACAUAAUGCUGAUUAAAUAGAACAGAUCGUAGGAUGAGGACUUAGCUGUUUGAACUCAAAAGACUUAGGUUCUUAGUUAGGCUUGGAAGCCGCUUGUUUGAUCUUAAACUUUCUGGGAUGCUUUAGUAUUCUUCACGAUGGUUGACUUUAAAUAGUCAAUUGAAGAAUCUUGAAAAUUUUAUCUUAGGCACAGAAAUGAUUUAGGUCUAACUUCUUGACAUUUUUAUGAAAUAGUGCAUGUCCCUGAUUCUAAGAUACCAUAAUUGUAUUAAGUGUACCAUUUAGAUAACAGUAAUUGAAAGAAAAAGGAGAUCUAGAUGAAAUGUAUAUAUCUGUUGUGAGAUGUAUCUUGAUUUCAGAAAAUGUUUAAGUGUGAAUAGUAUUUUUUAGACUGGGAAAUAGAAAUUUUUAAUGUUACCUUUUAUAAUUCCAUUGAAGUAUUUCUCUUGUGUUUUUGUAAAUUGAGAUUCCGAAUAACUUACUGUAUCAAUAAAAGGCCUCCUCAAAAUGUUGAAUGAUGUGCGUGCAAUUCAGUUAAAAAAUUACCUGUUAGGAUUUAGAUGUGAUAAUCUUUAAUGCAUUAUGUUUAUGCUUAUGCUUUGUUAGUGAAGAGUCAUCUGUUUCAUCUUUCCUAAAGCAGUUUAUUCUGUAACUCUUUUGCUUCUUCACUUUCACACUCAUCAAUGAUAGAAGAGGUUGUUUUCUUGAUUUAUAGUUUGGAUGAAAUGAAUAAAUAAAUGUAGAACUGUUUGCAGGCAUUGAGAUUUUUUUAUGUCUUUAAAUUUAAUAGCUGUUCUUUAUUUUGUUUCCAAAUGAAUUGGAAUGGUAAAGAUAGUAACUUUCAUAGUGAACUGGCUAAUCUUAGGUAGGGUAUGGAAUGGAAUGUUUUUAUAAACUUUAUAGAUUGACAGUCUGGAAUAUAUUUAUUUACCUGUAUAAGAGCAUUAGGUGUCAAAACCUAAAAUAAAGGAAAUAAGCAAUCAA